This is a messenger RNA of Stylophora pistillata, 612 nucleotides long. RefSeq lists its product as uncharacterized. The record is from RefSeq and is a predicted model, not a curated record. NCBI's taxonomy places the organism in Eukaryota, Metazoa, Cnidaria, Anthozoa, Scleractinia, Pocilloporidae. Gene Ontology annotation, molecular function: nucleic acid binding.
AUGAAUAUGAGCAGCUCGCUCUACAAACUUGACCCGUUUUUAGAUGUCGACGGAAUUCUACGUGUCGGUGGACGCCUCAGACAUGCGAGCUUGAAAGGAGACGUAAAAUUUCCCAUCAUCCUGCCACGAAACAGCCACGUCACCAAGUUGAUUAUCAGGCAUUUCCAUGCGCGUACACAUCAUCAAGGUAAAGGAAUGAUCUUGAACGAAGUACGAUCGAAUGGGUUCUGGGUGCUUAGCGGUUCGUCAGUAGUCGCCAACAUGAUUUCAUCCUGUGUCACGUGCCAAAAACUGCGCGGAACAGUACAAGAGCAAAAGAUGUCAGAUUUGCCGGAAGAUCGCCUCGAGUCUUCUCCGCCCUUUACAUACUGCGCCAUGGAUUAUUUUGGGCCGUUCGUCAUUAAACAAGCCAGGAAGGAGUUAAAGCGAUAUGGAGUGCUCUUUACCUGCAUGGCGUCAAGAGUUGUCCAUAUCGAAACUGCCCACUCCCUUGAAACCGACUCCUUCAUAAACGCUUUGAGAAGAUUCAUCAGUCGUCGAGGCCCUAUCCGCCAGCUUAGAAGCGAUCAGGGAACACACUUCGUAGGAGCUCGUACAGAACUCGCACAUUAA